GAUGAGUAACUCCCGGAACAACCGGGUGAUGGUGGAAGGCGUCGGGGCCCGGGUAGUGCGUGGGCCGGACUGGAAGUGGGGGAAGCAGGACGGCGGCGAGGGCCAUGUGGGCACGGUGCGGAGCUUCGAGAGCCCGGAGGAAGUGGUGGUGGUGUGGGACAACGGCACGGCCGCCAACUACCGCUGCUCCGGGGCCUAUGACCUGCGCAUCCUGGACAGCGCGCCCACCGGCAUCAAGCAUGACGGAACCAUGUGUGAUACCUGCCGCCAGCAACCAAUCAUUGGCAUUAGAUGGAAAUGUGCAGAAUGUACAAAUUAUGAUUUGUGCACAGUUUGUUAUCAUGGAGAUAAACAUCAUUUAAGGCAUCGCUUUUAUCGAAUUACCACACCAGGAAGUGAGCGGGUUUUGUUAGAGUCUCGUAGAAAAUCUAAGAAGAUUACAGCAAGAGGAAUCUUUGCAGGUGCCAGAGUGGUACGAGGAGUAGACUGGCAGUGGGAAGAUCAAGAUGGAGGAAACGGGCGGAGGGGAAAGGUCACAGAAAUCCAGGACUGGAGUGCAUCAAGCCCACACAGCGCAGCCUAUGUUCUCUGGGAUAAUGGUGCUAAGAACCUCUAUAGAGUUGGCUUUGAGGGAAUGUCUGAUCUGAAGUGUGUCCAGGAUGCCAAAGGAGGUUCUUUCUACAGAGAUCAUUGCCCUGUGCUUGGUGAGCAGAAUGGCAACAGAAAUCCUGGUGGAUUGCAGAUUGGAGACCUGGUGAAUAUAGAUCUUGACCUAGAAAUUGUACAGUCUUUGCAGCAUGGUCAUGGAGGGUGGACUGAUGGAAUGUUUGAGACUUUAACUACAACUGGAACUGUUUGUGGUAUUGAUGAAGAUCAUGACAUUGUGGUACAGUAUCCAAGUGGCAAUAGGUGGACUUUUAAUCCUGCUGUUCUCACUAAAGCAAACAUUGUGCGAAGUGGAGAUGCUGCUCAGGGUGCAGAAGGGGGUCCCUCACAGUUUCAAGUGGGUGACCUUGUGCAAGUUUGUUAUGAUCUGGAAAGAAUUAAACUUCUACAAAGAGGACAUGGCGAAUGGGCUGAAGCGAUGCUUCCAACUUUAGGUAAAGUUGGCCGAGUACAGCAGAUUUAUUCAGACAGUGAUUUAAAGGUGGAAGUUUGUGGAACAUCUUGGACUUACAACCCAGCAGCAGUUUCCAAGGUGGCCUCUGCAGGAUCAGCCAUUAGCAAUGCAUCUGGUGAAAGACUCUCACAACUCCUGAAGAAAUUAUUUGAAACCCAAGAAUCUGGUGACCUCAAUGAAGAAUUAGUUAAGGCUGCUGCCAAUGGAGAUGUUGCCAAGGUGGAGGAUUUACUAAAAAGACCGGAUGUGGAUGUGAAUGGGCAGUGUGCUGGCCAUACAGCUAUGCAAGCUGCUAGUCAAAAUGGACAUGUUGACAUCCUGAAGUUGCUUUUGAAGCAAAAUGUGGAUGUAGAAGCAGAGGAUAAAGAUGGAGAUAGAGCGGUACACCAUGCAGCCUUUGGAGAUGAAGGUGCGGUUAUAGAAGUACUACACCGAGGCAGCGCUGAUUUGAAUGCUCGCAACAAGCGCCGACAGACACCGCUUCAUAUUGCUGUUAAUAAAGGUCAUCUUCAAGUUGUGAAGACGUUACUGGACUUUGGUUGUCAUCCCAGUCUCCAGGAUUCUGAAGGUGAUACCCCUCUUCAUGAUGCAAUAAGUAAGAAACGUGAUGAUAUCCUGGCGGUUCUUUUGGAAGCUGGAGCAGAUGUUACCAUCACAAACAAUAAUGGAUUCAAUGCUCUACAUCAUGCUGCCCUGAGAGGAAAUCCCAGUGCAAUGCGUGUUUUGCUGUCUAAAUUACCCAGACCAUGGAUUGUAGAUGAAAAGAAAGAUGAUGGUUAUACUGCCUUGCAUUUGGCUGCUCUUAACAAUCAUGUAGAAGUGGCUGAACUUUUGGUACACCAGGGUAAUGCCAACCUGGAUAUGCAGAACGUGAACCAGCAGGCUGCCCUCCACCUUGCUGUGGAGCGACAACACACCCAGAUUGUUAGGCUUUUAGUUCGUGCAGGUGCCAAGCUGGACAUUCAGGAUAAGGAUGGAGACACUCCUCUGCAUGAGGCUCUGAGGCAUCACACUUUGUCUCAGCUGCGUCAGCUGCAAGACAUGCAAGACGUGGGGAAGGUGGAUGCUGCCUGGGAACCGUCCAAAAACACAUUAAUCAUGGGACUUGGUACCCAGGGAGCAGAGAAGAAGAGUGCAGCAUCUAUUGCAUGUUUCCUGGCAGCAAAUGGUGCUGAUCUUAGCGUUCGAAACAAGAAGGGUCAGUCACCCCUUGAUCUCUGUCCCGAUCCAAGUCUUUGCAAAGCACUGGCAAAGUGUCACAAGGAAAAAGUCAGUGGUCAAGUGGGUUCUCGGAGUCCUUCUAUGAUUAGUAAUGAUUCUGAAACCUUAGAAGAGUGUAUGGUGUGCUCAGACAUGAAGAGAGAUACUCUUUUUGGCCCAUGUGGGCAUAUUGCCACCUGUUCUUUAUGUUCUCCACGAGUCAAGAAAUGCCUCAUCUGUAAAGAACAAGUUCAGUCCAGGACAAAGAUUGAAGAAUGUGUGGUAUGCUCUGACAAGAAAGCAGCUGUUCUUUUUCAACCGUGUGGACACAUGUGUGCUUGUGAGAACUGUGCCAGUCUCAUGAAAAAGUGUGUGCAGUGCCGGGCAGUGGUGGAGCGAAGAGUGCCUUUCAUCAUGUGCUGUGGAGGCAAAGGUUCAGAAGAUUCCACUGACGACAUCACAAGUGGGAAUAUUCCAGUGUUACAGAAGGACAAGGAUAAUACCAAUGUCAACGCGGAUGUGCAAAAGCUGCAGCAGCAGUUACAGGAUAUUAAGGAGCAGACAAUGUGCCCUGUGUGUUUGGAUCGUCUGAAGAAUAUGAUCUUCCUCUGUGGCCAUGGAACAUGCCAGCUCUGUGGGGAUCGCAUGAGUGAAUGUCCUAUAUGUCGCAAGGCUAUUGAACGAAGGAUUCUUUUGUAUUAACUGAAAAGCGGUGUGUUUUGUUAACUAAGGGAUGUGUGAUCAUGAGAUCUCAGUAAGCCGUUUGGCAGUUCUAAUGAAUUAACUUCUGAAAUCAGAGUUUCUUUACUAGAGUGUAAUUAAACUGCAAUUAGAUGAACAACAACAAACUACAAAGCAGUAUUUGAAGGCAUGUGGAGUCUUUUUGUGUGUGUUAUUUUUCCUUUAAAUUUGAAACAUCUGAUCCAUGUAAUUUAUAGAUAAUUUACUUUUGGCUUCUAAGAGAAAAUCCUUUAAGGAUCUCCUGGUUUUGGUUUUGUGUGUGUGUUUUUUCUCUGGUUGUGUAUAAAUUCGUUAAGACCACAGAAGACAUUAUUUCUUGUGUUCAGUCAUGAUUUAGCUGAGUGAAUUAGUGCAGGUAUUCUGAAAAGUCAUUCAUGAAAUUAAAGGGGCAGGUUGAACCAUUAUGUAACACGUGUAGAAUGAUAAAGUUGCAGGAUAAGUUCCAGAUUGUAAAGGGGAUAUUGAAGGGAAAUUUCUUAAGAUAAUAAGAAAUUAUCCAGAUGUUUGUUUAUGAAUUCCUAGAGCAAAUGGAAGCAUAGAAUGAGACAUAGUGACUUUGUAUUUGAUUUACUUUAUAGCUUUAAAAGAAAAGUAGCUUUAAUUUGAAUUAAAUUAUGUGUUUCAAAAUGAUUGUUAGAAAUAGAAAAAAAGAGGAAAAUAAGCAAUCAUAGAAUCAUAGUGGAGAAUUCAAGGGGAAAAAUAAGAAUACUUGUUAACUGACCAUUGUUACUUGCAUUUCCCUUACUAAUUUCCACCUGUUUGGUUCACCCAGCCUUUAAAAGCCUGUCUGUAAAGGGAAUUCCUGUUUCCCUCGUGGUUCAUCUGACCAGUAACAUGAUGGUGCCUGUUUGGGCCCCUGAGAUAGUGAUUGUAUUGGGUAAUGGAUUGUUCAAGACAGCAAUCUUUUCUGUGCUGUAUCUAUUAAUUCUGAUAGUGUUACAGAUUUUACCUUUGUCAAAAAGCCUUACUUCAAGUCUUUCUCAGACAGAAAAUCUAACUGAAAAGAUGUCUUUGUACCUGCAGAUGACGAUAUUAUACUGCAAACAAUAUCCAAGACAUAAUACAUAACUAGUAAAGCGUGUCAGGGCAUUUGCACAAAUAUGUCUGAUUACCUGUAGAUUUUCUGUUUUAUAAAUUUUGACUAUGACAUCUCAUGUCCCUUCUUUUGAGUGAGUUGAUAUUAUUGCAUCUAAGGUAACUACACAUAAAUAUUUUAAGAUUUCUUGCUGCUAGAUCAUCAGAAUGUCUGCUGUUAGUGUCUACUUGUUAUCGUUCAUUAGCUUACUUCUCAUAUGCAGUUAUUUCCUAUAUUUCUUGUAGCUUUUUCCCAUUGUGCAUCUGGCUAGAAAUUCCAGCUUUUCUGCAACAGCAACUCAGUUUAAAAGUACAGUCCCUAACACUCAUCACACUGUGUUUGGGCUGUUCAAUCGCUGCUGUCUUCCCAAUUCCAGUGAAAGCAGCGGUGAGCUUUGCCAGCUGGUUUUGUAGUCUCAGUGACUUCCUAUUUCUGUUUAUCUGAGUAACUGAGCAUUUAGUAGAACACUAAAAAUGUUUGUAAAUUGCAGAUUUGAAACUUUGUAUUGACUUUACACCAUUAUCUAGUAAGGAGCCACUGAGGCUUUUUUUAUAACUAUAUUUUGAAGUUAUAAAAAGAUUGAACAUGUGACUAAUGCUGGUCACACAGAGACAAACAUACUUAUUUUCUUGCAGAUUUGAAAACAAAUGAUGUCGGGAUUUUCCUUUUUUUUCCUCCCCCACCAAAUCUGCUCUUGAGGACAUCCGGUGGUGCGGAGGGAACACCUGGCUGACUCAACGCUGCGCCUGGCCAGUCAGUGAAGGGAGAGGCACAGCUUUUCAGACUGGUCCUCUGUUUAAUUUGUCUUCUGAGCUGUGAUGGUAAAACUUAAGCUCCUAAAAUGUAAUACCAUCUUUCAGAUUAGUUCAGCUAUUUUUUUCAAAUUAAAAAUUAACAACUUUAUACUAUAGAACUCAUAAAAUCAUUAUAACUUUACUACUCAGUAGUUGUGACUGCCUACUUUUUAUCAUUUUCAAAUGUAUUUUAUGAUAGAAAAGAUUUCUCUAUUCAUGUUUUCUAGCACCUAAAAUUAUUUUCAAUUUGUUGGGGUUUGUGAGAGAGAAUAGGAUUACAUUUGCUCUUAGCCAGAAAGCUGAGAAGCAAUGAAAAAGAAAGAACUCAAAUGAUGUAAGUGAUUUUCCUCCAACUCUGAAGCUGCUACCUCUUAUUCUGUGUCUCCUUGCAGUACUUUCUCUGGUGUGUUUUCUCCUCAUUAACUGAACCUCUUUAUCUCGUGCCUCAAAGAUCUUUAUUUUUCUGGAAUCAAUAAUAAAUAAAUGAACAACUCAGCCAAACAACAUUCAUUCAUUCAUUCA
This is a messenger RNA of Ochotona princeps (American pika), 5452 nucleotides long. RefSeq names its product MIB E3 ubiquitin protein ligase 1 (gene MIB1). Lineage: Eukaryota; Metazoa; Chordata; Mammalia; Lagomorpha; Ochotonidae. The transcript is spliced from 21 exons. Gene Ontology annotation, molecular function: ubiquitin-protein transferase activity; protein binding; zinc ion binding. Gene Ontology annotation, biological process: protein ubiquitination. The record is from RefSeq and is a predicted model, not a curated record. Gene Ontology annotation, cellular component: cytoplasm. Bases 2 to 3022 code for a protein of 1006 amino acids.